AUGACUUCUAGAACUGGUGUGGGUGAGUUCACUGCAGGAGAUUAUGUAGUGUUUGUGCUUAUGCUUUUCAUUUCUGCACUCAUUGGAAUAUAUCAGGCUUUUAAAGCUAGAGGCCAGCAAAGCAAUGUCCAGUUUCUGCUAGGCAACAGAGAGCUGAGGGCAUUGCCUGUGGCUCUGUCCCUUGCGUCCAGCUUUAUGUCUGCAAUUACUGUGAUUGGGACACCAGUAGAGGUUUACCGGUUUGGGGCCAUGUUCUUGAUUUUUUGCUUUACAUAUGCCAUCGUGAUCACCAUCACUGCUGAACUCUUCCUGCCUAUAUUCUACAGACUCAAUAUCACCAGUGCGUAUGAGUAUUUACAAAUGAGGUACUCCAAAAUAGUUCGAUACAUUGGAACCUCUUUCUUCAUCAUUCAAACAGUGCUGUACACUGGGAUUGUCAUUUAUGCUCCUGCAUUAACAUUGAAUCAGGUAACUGGAUUUGAUCUCUGGGGUGUACUCGUUGGAACUGGUCUUGUCUGCACCCUUUACUGUACUCUGGGUGGUCUGAAAGCUGUGGUGUGGACUGAUGUGUUCCAGAUGACAGUUAUGAUCAUUGGGUUCGUAGCAGUGAUAAUCCGAGGUGUGGUAAUUCAUGGAAGUUUUACCCAGAUCUUGAACAUUUCAUAUCAUGGAGGAAGACUCAACUUCUGGGACUUUGAUCCAAGCCCAGUAAGACGACACACCUUCUGGACGAUCGUGGUUGGUGGAACUUUUGUGUGGACAGCUAUUUAUGGCAUUAAUCAGUCUCAGGUUCAGCGGUACCUCUCUUGUAGAAGCCAGUUUGACGCUAAGCUAGCUCUCUACUUCAAUUUGGUUGCUCUGUGGAUAAUAGCCAUCUGCGCAGUGUUUACUGGGCUCGUUAUGUACGCUGUUUAUCACCAAUGUGAUCCCGUAACUCAGAAGAAAGUCAGAGCCCCAGACCAGUUGCUCCCAUACCUGGUGAUGGAUAUUCUGAGGGAUUAUCCUGGUGUUCCAGGACUCUUUGUGGCAGCUGCAUAUAGUGGGACUUUGAGUACGGUUUCCUCCAGCAUCAAUGCAUUGGCUGCUGUCACAGUGGCAGACGUCAUCAAACCUUUCACCGAUUUGUCAGAGAUGAAACUUGCUUGGAUCUCAAAGGGGCUCAGCUUCAUGUAUGGAAUCAUCUGCAUUGCAAUGGCUGCAUUGACCUCUGUGAUGGGUGGCAUCCUACAGGCGGCUCUCACUAUUUUUGGGAUUCUUGGAGGUCCAUUGCUCGGGAUAUUCCUUCUAGGCAUGCUAUUCCGUUAUGCUAAUUCAGUUGGUGCACUAUCCGGCUUUGUUGUCAGUGUCAUACUGACAAUGUGGAUAGGAAUCGGCGAGCGUAUCUAUCUCCCACAACCUACUCAGACUCGACCGUUACCCCUCAGCACAGCAGGAUGUCUUGAUCUCGGCACUAAUACCCUAUCAUCAGUGAAACUAGGCCACUACGGAGGAACACAACAUGCAGAAGAGAUGAUUUCCAGGCCAGCAAUCGCAGGCACUUUGUAUUCAAUCUCGUAUCUUUACUUGAGCCCAAUCGGUACACUAUGUGUUGUGGUUGUUGGUCUCAUAGUCAGUUUGCUGACAGGAGGGAAGAAGAAUGUGGUGGACAAGAAACUCCUGAUGACUUACAAGGAUUCGCUAUGCUACAACAUCUAUGUCAACAGAAGUGUUCAUUCAGAGAACACGAUUGACAAGGAGGAGCUGGAAGCAAUAGCUGACGGGAAGGACACAGUCAGCAACAAGGAGCCUGAUUCUGACAAACAAAAUCUGGAAUUCAAAACAAACGUAUAGUUAACAUGUGGGCUUUCUUCAAUAGAAGUACAGUGAACAAGUCAUCAGGCUGUGGAGAUGUCUAACACAGUAGUUUAUAUCUGUGUAAAAGAUUGCUGGGCUAGAAAUAUCACAAAUUUCUUCCCUCCCCCCUCCCAGUAUUUCUCUUCCCAAACUGCAGUGUAAAUGAAAUCAUUUUUUUCAUUGUAUUUCCAGUCAAA
Hemiscyllium ocellatum (epaulette shark) is the source of this 2030-nucleotide messenger RNA. RefSeq names its product sodium-coupled monocarboxylate transporter 1-like. The record is from RefSeq and is a predicted model, not a curated record. Gene Ontology annotation, cellular component: membrane. The transcript has 15 exons. Gene Ontology annotation, biological process: sodium ion transport; propanoate transmembrane transport. NCBI's taxonomy places the organism in Eukaryota, Metazoa, Chordata, Chondrichthyes, Orectolobiformes, Hemiscylliidae. The coding region runs from base 1 to 1830 and encodes 609 amino acids. Gene Ontology annotation, molecular function: organic acid:sodium symporter activity.